Molecule: messenger RNA, 1149 nt
Organism: Anopheles marshallii
Lineage: Eukaryota; Metazoa; Arthropoda; Insecta; Diptera; Culicidae
Exons: 2
Coding region: 1-1149 (382 amino acids)
Cellular component (GO): extracellular region
Molecular function (GO): chitin binding
Source: RefSeq, a predicted model, not a curated record
AUGGACAAACGUAAAGCAGUGAGUUUGCUUUUGCCGCUUGUUUUGGCGGUUGUCACCCACGGGCAAGAAAUGUAUCCUGACUAUUUGGAAACAAACGAGUUUGACCCACUUACUUCAUCGGAGGAAAAUGUGAUGCAAGAUAAUGAAAUGCCCAGCUCGCUGUGGUACGGAGCGGCAUCCGGUUUCCAGCUGUCGCCACCCUUUAUCGACAAGACUUUGACGGGAAGCUGCACUAACACAACGACGAUCGUGUGUACCGGCUGUCGACGAGUUCGUGUCUGCAUACCAGGAAUAAGCGAUCAGUCAUUGUUGCCGGAAAAUAAUUGUCCUCCAUCAACGUACUGUCACACCCUUGGCCAGGGGAUGGGAGGUGCAUGUCAGACCACGGUUGAUCCCAUGUUUCCAGAGUGCAGAUAUACGGCAGGCUUCGGUGGACAUAAUGGGGGGAUAGGUGGGGCCAGAUUUGGUAUAUUGUGCACGGGGUUGGGGGUGUUUCCUGAUCCACUGGAUUGCAGAAAAUUCCACCAUUGUACGUCCAUUGGAAGUUAUGCGCGACCAUUCAAAUGUCCUUCCGAAUAUGUGUACAACUCUAAGAAACAGACAUGCAGUAGAAAUGCUCAAUGUCGAACAAUCCAAUGUCGCCCGAACGGAAGAUCUAUAUUCCUUCCAUUUCCACAGGAUUCAAAAUAUUACGCGUACUGCAAUUACAAACGCAUUAGGAACCGGUCAACGUUACGAAACGUAAUAGUGUACAAAUGCGCCGAAGGUUCGGAAUUCAACGUGCUCUCCAAUAGUUGUGUUUUCCAGUGCCCAAGGGAAGGCUUUUUGGCGAAGCCCGGUGAUUCUUCAAAGUUCUACUGGUGUCGUAAGGUUAGUGGAAAAUUGUUUGGCUAUGAGCAAGUGUGUCCAGGGGUAGGAUCCAUAUUUAGUCCCAAACUUGGGAUAUGUUUACCUCCUCCAAUGAGUACAACUACCGAAAUGCCAUCAACUACUAUGAUGAUGAGUGAAACUAGUUCGUCAGCAUCAACGCCCGAACCGCAGACCGAAAUCCCAACUAGUUCCAUUGAUCCAAUAACGGUAGCAGACACACCAGUACAUUUACCUCCUUGGCCAAAAUGGCCCUCAAUUUCUGUAUCUUCGUUCUUGUAA